Molecule: messenger RNA, 2316 nt
Organism: Aspergillus vadensis CBS 113365
Lineage: Eukaryota; Fungi; Ascomycota; Eurotiomycetes; Eurotiales; Aspergillaceae
Product: guanine nucleotide exchange factor MON1
Exons: 4
Coding region: 178-2142 (654 amino acids)
Biological process (GO): vesicle-mediated transport; protein targeting to vacuole
Cellular component (GO): fungal-type vacuole membrane; Mon1-Ccz1 complex
Source: RefSeq, a predicted model, not a curated record
GUGGUCGCAUCGCGGCCUUGCAAACUCCCACCAUGCGACAUAUCCCUCUUAAUGUCUAUGGCGUCUGUCAACUUAUUUUACAAAGCUAGGAUAUUUGUCUUUGCUACAGACUCAAUUUCUAGAUGAUCCCUGCUAGAAAGUGGCUGAGGCAACUUCCGGUGCGCGCAAGCUGAGAGUAUGGAUUCGACGGACCCCGGUCCGUCGCAGGACACCCCCGAUCAUGGCAUUACGCAAGCGCCGACUCCCCAAAACGACGACACGCCAUCGUCCGAACAAGCGACUACGAGAUCUACAGAAUCUCCUGGCGGUGACCACAGCACCGUUUUCGAUGAACGGCCACCGCCCCUUCCCCCGCGCCCAGGCACAUUGAAUCUGUUGGAUGAAGGAGGGGCAUCUCUCCGGGUACCGCGGCAACCUGCACAACCGGCUCUCCAGUCCAGGGCUACAACGGCAGUAUCUCUCCCAGACGUUGCUUCGCAAGAUACAGGGAAGGAUACUUUGGCUGUGCGCAAUUUACAGGGCGCACUGAAGGCUAAGGCGAGCCUUAGCCACUUAGCCAGCCCAAGAGGAAGCGAAGCCGGCGAUACUGCUAGUAUCAGGAGCACAAUACCUCAAGGAGAUUUAGGCGACGUCGAAAAUGUCUUCGGUGACUUUCUGGCAACGGAGCCUGGUCUUAUUCGCCAGCCUAACACGGGACUCUUGCAAUUUCCGGAGUUCCAAGCUGACGACGUAGAAGACGAUUUUGCCUCGGAGUUUGAGCCAGUUGGAGACGUCGGCGAAGAAGGGGAGAACGAAGGUAUGCAUAGUUCGCAGGUAACGGACCUUGCAUUCGCUAACCAACAAACCCGUGCAGAACUGGUUCUGGAAAAUUGGAAGUCGAAACGCAAACACUACAUUAUCCUUUCAGCUGCUGGCAAACCGAUAUGGACGCGACAUGGUGACGGUGGUCUGAUAUCGACCUAUGUUGGCGUCAUUCAGACUAUCAUCUCGUUCUAUGAAGAUUCCAAAGACCGUCUAAGCAGUUUCUCUGCCGGUGAUACAAAGUUCGUGGUGGUCAACAAGGGGCCUUUGUACCUGGCUGCGAUCAGUCGCAUGCUUGAGAGUGAAACGCAGCUCAAACUUCAGUUGGAAGCCCUGUACAUGCAAAUCUUGUCUACUUUGACCCUUCCGUCCUUAACCCACCUCUUCUCUAUCCGCCCUUCUACCGACCUCAAGCGGCCCCUCCAAGGCUCUGAGACGCUUCUAUCUACGUUAGCCGACAGCUUUACGAAGGGGUCCCCAUCCACGCUGCUUUCCGCAUUGGAAUGCCUCAAGAUCCGCAAGUCUCAUAGGCAAGCGAUCAAUAACACUCUCCUAAAGACCAAGGUCAACGGCCUUCUCUAUGGCUUGGUCGUGGCAGGUGGUCGGCUUGUCAGUGUUGUCCGGCCUAAAAAGCAUUCUCUGCAUCCCGGCGAUUUGCAGCUGCUUUUCAACAUGAUCUUCGAAGCUGAAGCUGUUAAAGCUGGUGGUGGCGAAAGCUGGAUUCCCGUGUGCCUACCAGGCUUCAACAGCAGUGGGUACCUCUACAUGUAUGUCAGCUUCCUCGAUCUCCGAGAGGACUCUGGCAAUACUGCCGACGAUACAACCACGAAAGAGGAGUCUGUUGCCAUCAUUCUGAUAAGCGCCAAUAAAGAAAGCUUCUUUGAAAUGCAAGGCAUGCGCGAUGCAUUCGUCGAGCAAUUAGAGAAGAAUGGCAGUCUCAAAAUCAUCAGAGAAGCCGUUGACAAGGGCCGCCCCAGCACAACAGACAUAGUUCCAGGGACCGUCCUGCACCACUUCCUUUACAAGUCACGGGCCAACGUACAAUUCACCAUGUCCGCGUAUGACCCCGAAUUUGCCUCGGUAUCCCGACGUCGCAGGCUGAUGUCCACCUAUAAUAACCUACAUGCAAGCAUCCAUGCUAAACACACCCAUGUCAAGAUUCACCACUGUGUCUCGCAAUCCUCCAGCUCAUUUGCGUGGGUAACACCAGUGUUCGAAUUUUAUUGCGUGGCAAAUGCAAAUGCGAACCGGAAUGCAUUGGCGCAGAGCGCAAGCAAGAUAAUAGAAUGGGUGCAUCAAGAAGAGGAGAGACUUUUCAUCAUUGGCGGUGCGGUAUUUUGAAUCAUUUCUGGCCCUGCAUUGAUAGAGGUAUAUACAGUUUUCUUGAAAUAUGUUCUGGUCAAAGACGUCUAGUACAAACUCGCCAAAGUGCAUCCGAUAUCAUCUCAAGCUAAGGCUACAUAAGACUUUCCUAUAUGACAAAGAUACACCUAAUGCAUCUAUACACAAGACCAU